Molecule: messenger RNA, 1900 nt
Organism: Melopsittacus undulatus (budgerigar)
Lineage: Eukaryota; Metazoa; Chordata; Aves; Psittaciformes; Psittaculidae
Gene: PRUNE1
Product: prune exopolyphosphatase 1
Exons: 8
Coding region: 135-1607 (490 amino acids)
Cellular component (GO): cytoplasm
Molecular function (GO): exopolyphosphatase activity
Source: RefSeq, a predicted model, not a curated record
UCCGCCGGGAUUGACGGGACGAGGAGGAGGAGGAGGCAGAGGAGGGGUGGGAAGCGGAGGCAGCGGCGCCGCUUCCCUAUGGGAAUCCCGACGCUUCCCGCCUCAAGCCUCGGCAAUGGGACCCGGCGCAGGGGAUGCUGGGAAGGGGGCGGGUCCGUCCCGUCCCGUGGCGUAACCGGUUGUACCGGAGCCGCAUCCGGAGCGGAGCUGGGAUGGAGACGUUCGUGCAGCGGAACCGGGAGGCUCUGCAGGAGCACAUCCGGCACCACCGGCACAUCCACGUGGUGAUGGGCAACGAAGCCUGUGACCUGGACUCCACCGUCUCAGCCAUGGCCCUGGCCCAUUACCUGGCACAGACCUCCCCGGAUCCCACAGCCUUCAUCCCGGUGCUGAACAUCCCCCGGUCCGAGCUCCCGCUGCGCACGGAGACCACGUUCCUGCUCCGGGAUCACGGCAUUCCCAGCGCAUCCCUCAUCUGCCGGGAUGAGAUCGACCUGGAUGGGCUGCACCGUGCUGGGAUCCUCACCCUCACCCUGGUUGACCACAAUGUCCUGCCCCGCACUGACGCAGCCCUGGAGGAUGCUGUGGUGGAGGUCCUGGACCACCGGCCGCUGGAACGGCCUCGAGGCUGCCCAGUGACCGUGGCACUGGUGGGGUCCUGUGCCACACUGGUGACCGAGCGCAUGGCACAGGGACCCCCGGGGGUGCUGGACAGGACCACGGCCGCUCUGCUGCAUGCCACCAUCAUCCUGGACUCCAUCAACCUGAGCCCAGCCGCUGGCAAGGUGACACCAAGGGAUGUGGCCUGUGUAUCCCUGCUGGAGGAGAGGUUCCCUGACCUGCCAGACCGGGACACCCUCUUCAGGACCCUGCAGACAGCCAAGUUUGAUGUGUCGGGGCUGAGCACGGAGCAGAUGCUGCGGAAGGACCUCAAAGUCCUCUCCGGUGAUGAGCUGGUCCUUGCCAUCAGUGCCAUCUAUGUGGGGCUGGAGCACCUCUCCCAUCCAGGCCUUCCUGCACAGACCUGGGUUGCUGCAGGACCUGGAUGCUUUCUGCCAAGCUCAGGGCUAUAUGGGGCUGGUGGCCAUGAUCGUCCCAUACAACGAGAGCCAGGAGCUCAGCCGGCAGCUCAUGGUUUACAGCCAGCACCAGAACCUCCGCAGUGCCGUGAGAUGGGGGCCGGGACCCCAAACCCCAUAGACAGGGGCUGGGGUGGCAGCCAGGCUGUGGCUCACCCCAAAACCCGCUGGGUUCGGGGCAUUAACCCCAUUCCCCCUUUCCAGGUGUGCCGGGCGCUGGAGGAGGCCACAGCACCAGCUCUGCACCUCCAACCCAUCCCGACCCCAUGGUCCUGCAUCACUGCCUACAACCAGGGCAAUGCUUUGGCAUCGAGGAAGAAGGUGCUGCCCAUCCUCAAGGCAGCGCUGGCAGCGCCCGGUGCUGCCAUGGGGGGGCCGGAGGAGGAGGUGGUGCCACCACCCACCCCUAUGAACAGCCUGGUGGAGGAGAGCCCCCUGGCACAGGCUGUGCCCCCCAUCUGCCCCCAUGAUGUCCUGGAGCGCGUCAGCCGCAUCGCUGUGGGGCAGCCCCCCGGCUCCCCCAAGUAACAGCAUCAGCGCCCCAUGGAUGGGGGGUCCAUACAAGGUGGGGGCAUGGUGGGGUGUUUGGGGCUCCCCCAUAGGGAUGGGGUCCCAUUGCAGUUCGCACCCCCAGUCCUGCUGGGGUUUGGUCCUCCCAGGUGGGAUUUUGGGGACCCCAUGGGCAUUAGGGCAGCAGCACUCACAUGCACUUUAACAAAGGCAUUGGGGGGGCAAGGGGGGUGUUAAUGGUGGUGGGGCUGGAUGUGCAGCCACCCCAAUGCUGUACCCAUGUGCUCCCAGGAUUAAACUCCCCUCCUGGA